Molecule: messenger RNA, 855 nt
Organism: Suillus fuscotomentosus
Lineage: Eukaryota; Fungi; Basidiomycota; Agaricomycetes; Boletales; Suillaceae
Exons: 3
Coding region: 1-855 (284 amino acids)
Source: RefSeq, a predicted model, not a curated record
AUGUCCUUUCACAGUCCUUCUCAUUCUUCCAGAGGGUCUAGUCAUGAGUGUGAGGGCAGUGAUGGGCCUAGUCGUCACAUGACUGUGGAUACACAUGAACCUGCUCCAGUUCUUGAUAUGACGACUGGUAGAACUUUCAGUCGGCAUGUCCCGCGAACCAAACGUGCAAGGUCACCAUCAUCAGACGAAACCGACAGCGACAUAAACGAACCUGUAACUCCUCCUCCCAUAAUCCACCAUCUAUCUCGUUUUGUCAAGCAUGCAAAAUCAAACCCAAAGCCUUAUGAGAGGAAUGGCUCUACCAGAUUGGAGCGCCGCUUUUUUAACAAUCAGUUGCGUCACAAAGACUCAAUGAGUCAGGAAGAUGCUGAAAAGAGCAAAGAUGUGCUUGAGCGUUGCCUGGGAAGGUUGUCUCCUGGGGCUGCAGCUCAAGCUGUCGUUACGAUGCACGCUGACGUUGAAUGGAGGCGUGUGUCUGCUCUGGCAACGGCGUGGGAAAUCUAUGCUAGUGAGGAGCACUUAAAGUUCCUUCACAUGGUUUUGGAGGAUGAGGGGGAAAAAUACACAAAUGCUUCUCAAGAGCCCCUUGGAAUAUCAGUCCAGGAGCUCGUAAGAUCCGAUGAGAAGGAUAUCAAGGAACAGAUAGACUGCAGUGUCACAGCAUAUAGCGACGAUAUUGCAUUGUUCUCUGUUGGAGAUACUCAGCUGGAUUAUCUCGAAAAUGCUCCUGACGAUCAGCUCAAAGUCACAGAUGUGACUAGCGACUCUGACGACUCUGGCAUUGCGCUUACGAACUCGGAAGAAGACCGAUUCCGAACAACCUCCAAGUUGGGAGGUUCUGCCGAUGCCAGCUGA